Molecule: messenger RNA, 1062 nt
Organism: Cadophora gregata
Lineage: Eukaryota; Fungi; Ascomycota; Leotiomycetes; Helotiales; Ploettnerulaceae
Exons: 1
Coding region: 1-1062 (353 amino acids)
Source: RefSeq, a predicted model, not a curated record
AUGUCCUCCAACACAGCUUCAACCUUCAAGCCACGCCAUGUCCAUUUCGUAGGAAGUGUCCCCCUUCCCGCAACCGAAGACGUGUUCCAAUGUCUGACCACAACAUUUCCAAACCAGCUCCAAAGGAUUCCAGAUGGCGAAACAGGAAAACGCCAAGGAUUCAUUUUGUGGCAGACUGGAAUUCUCGAAGGCUCAAAUAUCCGCAUCAUGACCUUCACAGCCGCAGACAGGGAACCACAGAUCCCAUCCACCCGAUCUCCUGCGGCGAAUAUAGCACCAAGCUACGAUGACUUCGCCCUGGACUCGUACAAAACCUUCUGCCACUUGCGAGAUCAAGGCGUUAUACCGCACGGCAUCCGUUUCCAAGUCUCCCUCCCCACUCCCGCAAAUGUAAUCUGUUGCAUCGUCCACCCCGAAGACCAAGUUCGCGCCGAACCCCUCUACGAAGCCGCUCUUCUAUCAUGUCUCCGUCGCAUCCAAAAUUCGAUCCCAGCUCACGAUCUAGCCAUCCAAUGGGACCUAGCAGCUGAAUUCGCCCUCCUCGAAUUUUCACAGCUAGAUCCACAACCAAAUUGGAAACCUCGGUUUAUUUCAAGCCCGUGGUUCUCGCCGCUGAAGGAAGGCUUGAUCGAGCGGAUUGUGAGGUUGGCGGGUCAUGUUGAUUCUGGCGUGGAGAUGGGCUUUCAUCUCUGCUAUGGUGAUGCACGACAUCAGCAUUUCAUCCAGCCGAAAGACACGGCUCUGCUUGUUGAGAUGGCGAAUCUGAUUUCAUCUGCUGUGAAAAGAGAUAUUAGCUGGGUGCAUAUGCCUGUGCCUAUUGAUCGGAAGGAUGAGGCGUAUUUUACUCCAUUGAAAGAGUUGAAAUUGAAGCCUGAGACGGAGUUGUUCUUGGGGUUGGUGCAUGCUGAUGGGAAAGAGAAGACGGAGGAGAGGAUAGCAGUUGCCGGGAAGUUUGUGAAUAGGGAGUUUGGGGUCACGACAGAGUGCGGGAUGGGGAGGACGGGGAGUGAGGAGUUUGAGAAGGUGAUGGAUGUUAUGGCUGCUGUUACUGGAGCGUCUUAG